Tarenaya hassleriana is the source of this 2934-nucleotide messenger RNA. RefSeq lists its product as uncharacterized. The transcript has a single exon. Gene Ontology annotation, molecular function: zinc ion binding; nucleic acid binding. The record is from RefSeq and is a predicted model, not a curated record. Bases 1 to 2934 code for a protein of 977 amino acids. NCBI's taxonomy places the organism in Eukaryota, Viridiplantae, Streptophyta, Magnoliopsida, Brassicales, Cleomaceae.
AUGAGUGUAAACAAUGUGUCUAAUGAUGGUGCCGAGGUCGGAUCUAGCCAAAACGAUAUCUUCCGAGCCCUUAAACAGAUUAUGGAUAGGCUAGACAAGAUAGAGGAGUCGAGGCCUCAAGUGAGACCGGGUAAGGAAAUAGAUGCACGAGAACAUAUUGGCCCCUCAAGGCAAAGGCGGUCUAUUGUUCCGGAUCCCAUAGUGAAUACCGAGAGUGAAUAUGAGUCACGACCCCGACCUAGAGCGAGAGAAUAUGUUGAUGUGUCGGAACGAGAGGAAUCCCCUAGGCGUAGAGCCCCUAGAGCAAGAGCUAGAGUACAUGAGGAUGAAUCGGAUUAUGACGAGCCGCAAAGGCUUAGAACCCCUAGGCCGAGAGGUAGAUUAGAGGAUGAGUGUUCGGACCAGGAUGAACCACCCAUGAGACGGACCUUACCAAGGGCUAGGGUUAGGGAAAACCGUAGGAAUAAUGACACCGAAUUAGAUGGACCAAACCGAGACCAACCUCAUGGCCAUUAUGGGCAAACGGAGCUCAAGCUUAAACCUCCCCUUUUCUUAGGAAAGGUAGACCCCAAGGCAUAUCUAGAUUGGGAGCGACGGAUGGAUAACAUUUACGACUGUUAUUCCUAUUCGGAGCGUAGGAAGGUGCAAUAUGUUGCCGCCCAAUUAGCCGAGCAUGCCUUGACCUGGUGGGAUCGUGAGGUAACCGAGCGGAGACGUGGACAUUAUGCUCAGGUUGAGACGUGGCAUGAGAUGAAGAAUCUCAUGCGUAAACGUUACGUCCCUCCGCACUUCCAUCGAGACCUUCAAAGAAGGUAUAGGCGUCUAGCGCAAGGUACAAGGUCGGUAGAAGAAUUCUUCGAAGAGUUCGAACACAUUAGGAGCCGACUAGAGUUAGACGAGGACGAGAAAACGGUGAUGGCCCAGUUCUUAGAUGGACUGCAAGAUAAGAUUGCUCGAAAAGUUGAGCGACAAUCAUACCAUGACCUCCAAGAGCUCUUACACCUAGCUGUGCAAGUCAAACAACAAGAAAAGCGUAAAAACGCUAGGCUAAGUAGGACGAAGACAUACUCUAGUGGAACUACAGCGAACACUAAACCUCCCACACCCUUUCGACGAGAGAACCAUGAGAAUCGAACCCCGCAAGACACACGGGACAAAGGAAAAUCCCUGGAAACAUCCCGAACUAAACCAAACCUCGAGGCACCUCAAGACACUAGAGCUAGGGAGAUUAUUUGCUAUAAGUGUCGAGGGCGAGGUCACAUGUCCUGCGAUUGUUCGAAUGCUAGGGUCAUGAUCAUUAUGGACAAAGGGGAAUACGAAUCCAUGGACGAAGAAGAGGCCGAAGAUCUCGAGGAAGAGAUCGAAUAUCCGGAUAGCGGCGAAUUGCUCGUCACUAGGAGAGUGCUUAGCACUAUGGUCAACCCGGAUGAAACGGCCCAGCGGGAGACUAUUUUCCACACCCGUUGUACCGUUCAAGGGAAAGUAUGCGGUAUGAUAAUCGAUCGUGGAUCAUGUACAAAUGUCGCAAGUGCCUACAUGGUCAAGAAGCUCGGUCUAACCACUGAGAAACACCCGCACCCAUAUAAGCUGCAAUGGCUUAACAACAGCGGAGAAAUUAAAGUGACCGAGAGGGUCAAGAUUCCGUUCAGCAUUGGUAGGUACCAAGACGAAGUCCUUUGCGACAUUGUACCUAUGCAAGCCGGUCAUAUCUUUUUAGGACGACCAUGGCAAUUUGAUAGAGAGGUGAUACAUGACGGACAAGUCAACCAAUAUUCCUUUGUUCAUAACAAAAGGAAGGUUGUACUAGCACCUCUUAGUCCAUCUCAAGUGCAUGAGAUACAACUCAAACUAGCUAAAGAAAGCGAGUCAAAGAAGGCUAAUUUCUAUCUCACAACUAGUCAAGUCGGUAAGGCUAUUCGACAAGAACGAAAUGUCCUUCUUUUGGUCUUCAAGGACCUCAUGAGCAUAAGGACCGAAACGUCCCAUGAUAGCCCUUCUAUAAGCCGACUUCUUGAGCAGUUUAAGGACAUUUUUCCCGACGAGAUACCGGCUGGACUUCCCCCGAUACGAGGGAUAGAGCACCAAAUUGAUCUCGUACCCGGUGCACCUUUGCCUAACCGACCAGCCUAUAGGAUGAACCCCGAGGAAACUAAAGAGCUCGAAAAGCAAAUCCAAGAGCUCAUGAGCAAAGGUUACAUCCGAGAAAGCCUUAGUCCAUGUGUUGUUCCGGUACUUUUAGUGCCAAAGAAAGAUGGAACUUGGCGCAUGUGUGUGGAUUGCCGAGCAAUAAACAAUAUAACGGUUAAGUAUAGGGAUCCCAUACCUAGGCUAGACAAUAUGCUUGAUGAAUUGAGUGGAGCCACAAUCUUUUCGAAGAUCGAUCUAAAGAGUGGUUAUCAUCAAGUAAGGAUGAGAGAAGGCGACGAAUGGAAAACCGCCUUCAAGACCAAGCAAGGUCUUUAUGAAUGGCUUGUUAUGCCUUUCGGGCUAACUAAUGCCCCGAGCACAUUCAUGCGGCUCAUGAACCAUGUCCUGAGAACCUUCAUAGGAAAGUUCGUGGUGGUGUACUUUGAUGACAUCCUCAUCUACAGUAGAAGCGAGGAGGACCAUGUUUCCCACCUCGAACAAGUAAUGACCACACUUAGAACAGAAAGCCUAUACGCAAACUUGAAGAAAUGUUCGUUUUGCACGGACGAAAUCGUAUUCUUAGGCUUCGUGGUCAGCUCAAAGGGGUUAAGAGUCGACGAGGAAAAGAUCAAAGCCAUUAAAGAUUGGCCGACUCCUACCACGAUAGGACAAGUGCGUAGUUUUCACGGUUUGGCUAGUUUCUACCGUCGAUUUGUGCGAGACUUUAGUAGUCUAGCAGCUCCCCUCACCGCGGUCAUAAAGAAGGAUGUGACAUUUAGGCCCAUGUUGCCCACCUCGAACAAGUAA